Messenger RNA from Sebastes umbrosus (honeycomb rockfish), 2795 nucleotides. It is a transcript of the gene rspo2, whose product is annotated as R-spondin 2. The transcript has 6 exons. NCBI's taxonomy places the organism in Eukaryota, Metazoa, Chordata, Actinopteri, Perciformes, Sebastidae. The coding region runs from base 787 to 1527 and encodes 246 amino acids. The record is from RefSeq and is a predicted model, not a curated record.
GGUGGUGGUGGGGGGGGGGGGGGAGAGAGACUCCACUAAAUGUCAUCCUCAACAUCUGAAAUAAGAAGAAACACUAAACUAGAGAUCUCCACACGUGACGGCAGCGCGACGCUAUAUGAGGGGAAAAAGGCAGCAAGCAUCAGGACCAGUCUGGAGUCAGAGAGGAGUCAGUCAGUCAGUCAACCUCAGCAGCAGCAGCGCGCUAAACUCACAGCUCCACCUCAGCUCCACCUCAGCAGCGCGCUAAACCAGCCGCCUCUCCUUUUCCCUUUUAGAGAAAGCAGCACAUGUGAGUUUGUUUCUGCUGCGCUACGGGACGCGGACCGGACAGGCGUGAGGAAACGCAGGUAAACGGAAUCUAAGCUUUAACAGAGAGGAGGAAAGGAAACCCCCCUCCUCUCCUUCACCGCGACCACCUUUUUCCUCCUCCUCGGACCUCUGUUCUCUUUUGGAGACACAAGUUGCUCACACACACAAAGAGGGAUGCUGCACGGUCCCGAGCCGCACUUGCACUCAGAGGGAACCUAAGAGUGGACCGGAGCGGGAUUACACUUCAUCUGAUGCAAAGCGCUCCAAAGCGGACUCUUUUUAUUGCCUGGAGGAUCAGCGCGCUUCAGAAGAUGAUCCCGAUCUGGCGGCGUGAGAACAUGUCGCAUCCCGUCUGAUGUUGGACACAUCUGAGGAUCGACUAGAGAAACUGGAGGAGGACAUUACAAAGUCACAGAAUCCAUCCCGAGCCCCGCUGGCACCUUUUUACUGGAGUCCGGACAACAGAUCGCCGUCCAGAUGCAGUUUCGACUCUUCUCCUUUGCCCUGAUCGUAUUGAACUGUAUGGAGUACAGCAACUGUCAGGCGCCGUCCAACCGCUUGAGGAGAAACAAGAGAGCUAGCUAUGGAGCGUACCCCAUCUGUAAAGGCUGCUCGGUGUGCUCCAGGGACAACGGCUGUGUAAACUGCCAGCCCAAACUCUUCCUGUUUCUGCGGAGGGAGAGGAUGAGGCAGUACGGGGAGUGUCUUCACGACUGUCCGGCCGGAUACUACGGCAUGCGCAGCCCUGAACUCAACAUGUGCUCCAGGUGCAGGAUAGAGAACUGCGAGUCCUGCUUCAGCAAAGACUUCUGCACCAAGUGCAAGUCGGGCUUUUACCUACACAAAGGGCGCUGCUUUGAGAAGUGCCCCGAGGGCUUUGCCCCGCUGGAGGAAACCAUGGAGUGUGGAGAGGGCUGCGAGGUGGGCCAGUGGAGCGAAUGGGGAGCCUGCACCAGGAGAAACAAAACCUGUGGCUAUAAGUGGGGUCUGGAGACCCGGACGCGGCACAUUGUAAAGAAACCACCCAAGGACACAAUACCCUGUCCCACCAUCGCCGAGUCCAGGAUGUGCAAAAUGGCCAUGAGGCACUGCAGGAGAGGUGGCUCAGGGAAGCACCGAUCCAAAGAACCAAAGAAGAAGAACAAGCAGAGGCUGCGGUUUCGGGCCCAGAACCAGCACAGCGACCACUUGGCCUCUGCGCGCUCCUCCAGCCAGUGAGGACUGAAACUACGGACUUCCCAUUGAACAAAGAACCAACGCAAAGCUGCUAGCCGCUGCUGCACCCAUAUUCUGACCGACGACUAUCACGAACCCCGCUGCCUCCCCUCCUCCACCCACCCCCCACCCCACCUCCCCGCCUGCCCACCGGGACACAACCAUGACUCACAAGUCCGUCACUACGAAAAUAUAAGUCUAACAUAGGAUAUCAGUAUCAACACGCUAAACACAUGCUUCACGCCUCUGCCUCCCGCUGCUUCUCCCCCCCCCGCUGCAGUGACCAGCCAGGUGACUUUCAGCCCCGCCCCUUUGCCUUGCCUUGUGGACCUUUACAGUUGACAUCACUGAACUCAUUUCCUGUCAUUAACAAUGUCAUUAACCGCGCAGGGUGAUGGAAGACGGAGGGGCAACCAGAGACUGUGGAGGCGGGAGAGCCGGAUAGAGGGAGGUGGAUAGGAGAGGUAGUGAGAGAGUUGGCAAGCUAAACAUGGGGUGGGGGGUUGGACCAGGGAGGAUGGGAAAAAAGAGGGAGGAUGAAGAGACAAAAGAGAUUCGGCUGAAGCAAACGAUGCUGAUGGACAAGAAAAUGGCAUCUUGAACUGAAAGAGACUGUUUUUUGUUCCUAUAUUUAUGUCAAAACUACCCUCACCUUCCCCUCGAAACGGAGACGGAGCGUUCCCAUGUGUGGCCUUUAUGUUGUGUACAUUUUUGAGAGUAAUAUUAAAGAAAUUACCAUGCAUAGUUGCAAAGUAUUUUAUUCUCAGCACAAACUGUUUACGUUCAGACCGCUUUAUGCUCUAACUGUAUAGUGUGGAUAAUAAAAAAAAAGAAGAAAUUUAGUUGUUCGACUAGCAUGGCAACAGACUCAUGUGUACAUAGUUUAUCUAAUUAUGAAAGCUUAUUACUGUAUUUUCAGUAUUGACUCGUUCACCGUUCUAAAUGUUUUAGAGAUAAAAAGGUUGUAAUACCAAGCUACAGAUUAAAAUGAUUAAAAACAAAAUAAUAAACAUAGCCGCCACAUAGCUAUUUCAUUUAUAUGGUAUAUAUUUGAUUUAUUUAUUAAUUAUAUUUUGUACUUUUUUUUUUUGUUCAGUGAGAACUUUUGCCUCAUACUGUUACUCUUAUAUGCUGAAAUAUUCUUUGAGUUCCUUAUAACAGUGCAUAUCUUUAACACGUGGAAAAGGUUUUUGUCUGAUGUCACGCAAAGUGUUGUAUUACAUUCAUUUGACCUCAUCUACUGAUUUCAAUGUUUUAAAGAAGAAGAAGAA